UAAGUUAAACCAAAUUGUCCAGGGUAUUCUUAGUAAGGUAUGUCAAAGGUCAUGGUUAAGUGACUUUGUAAGGCUGGUAUUUUUUCUUUAGUUUUAUGGCAAUCAGUGCACAUGGUAAAUAGCAUAAAAUUACCCUUAAAGGUCUUAUGCAAGGAGAUAGCUAAUUAAAAUGAACAAAUGUAGUUCUAUGUAUGAUGUAUAUAGAGACAAUAAUAUUUCUUUUCUUUUUUCAUUUUCAGGAACUUUACGUAGGUCUACAGUUUUAAUUUUGGACUCAUGCACUAGGAAUAUCAUAUCAGCAGAAUUGUGCCACUGAAUCAAAGGGAACUCUUUUUUUUUAGGUACGCAUGAUCGAUGUAACUUCCUCGAUGGUGUGUUGGCUGUUUGCCCAUGUGUAUUUCGGGGUAUAGGAGUAGCCUCCCCUUUUAAAGAUCAAAAAUGGUGAUUUUACAGUGCGGCAUGCAGUCUGGUCUUCAACGAAGAGUUUUGACACCUGUAAUACCCAUAUUUCUACCAUUCACCUCUGUAACCUUUGUUGAGUUCAUCAGACUGGAAGUUGAGGAACAAAGUUGACAGGACAUCCUGAACUGUCUUCGCUACCAGCUUAUGAGGGAACCAGCUGCAGUGGACAAAGUAUGUUACAUCAUAGGAUAAUAGCAUUGAAUUGGAUUCUUGAACCAGAGCCAUGUGAACCUGGUCCACCUGUACCUCUCAUUGAAGACCUGUUAACAUCACCAGAGUAUGUUCAUUCUGAUACCCCUAUGGUAUGGUUACAGCAUGCAUUAUCCCUGAAUCCAUUAAAAGAGCUGCAUUGGCAAGGAAACAACCCAAUGUGGUCGAUUGUAAGGAAACAUAGCAUAUCAGCUUCCAACUUUGGUGCAGUUCUCAGUUCUAAGCAAAGGCGAUUGACAUUGUCACUGAAGAAACAGCUGAUGUCGGCUUACAAUCUGGAGUCCAUCAAGGCUGUUGCAUGGGGUAUCACUCAUGAAGAUGAUGCUUUGAGAAAGUAUGAAAAGGACUUUGAUGCAGCUGUAGAGCAGUCAGGAUAUGGUUGCAUGAAUCCGGAGUGUUGGGAGCUUCACCGGCCUGAUGGCUUAGUUGUUCGACCACCAACAUGCAGUGUAUUUUAUCAAACUCCAGAAGCCAAAGACGCCAUUCCUGAUAUUGUAGAGGUGAAGUGUCCAUAUACAGCAUCGUCUUCAACAGUAGCAGAUGGGGCACAAAAUUUGAAGGAUUUUUCAUAGAUCUUAAACAAGAUACCCUGUGCCUGAAAACCAGUCACCCGUACUAUCAUCAAAUUCAAGGCCAGCUACACAUAUGUAACAAAACAUUCUGCGACUUAAUUGUGUGGACAAGAGUAGACUGCAUUGUGAUUAGAAUAGUAAAAGACAUUGAAUGGACAGCAAAUGUUCCAAAGCUGAUAGAUUUCUACAUUAACAUUUUCAUUCCAGCACUGAUGGAAAACUGAGUUCUGGUUUGAACUUCUUGACACUUAGUUUUGUACCUCUAGAAUUUUCUAACAAUGGAAAAUGGGUAAUCAUGUUAAAUGUGUUGAAUGUUCCCAAGUCUCAUAAAUGUAUGAUAUGAUAUGUCACAAUCCAAUGAAUCCAUCAUAAAACUUCUGGCUUAUAAGACUAUUUUAAAUAGCAAUGAUGAUUAAUAAAAUCUAUGUACUACAUAAAAAAAGAAUAUCAAAAUUUAGAAUCAUUUUAUUAAUGAAUUGAAGAUGUUAUUCUCAAAGUGAAAAUGUAACAUUUUUGUCUUUCUUAAUAGAUAAAUUGUUGAAAACAUGAA
Messenger RNA from Saccostrea cuccullata (small rock oyster), 1794 nucleotides. RefSeq lists its product as uncharacterized. The record is from RefSeq and is a predicted model, not a curated record. NCBI's taxonomy places the organism in Eukaryota, Metazoa, Mollusca, Bivalvia, Ostreida, Ostreidae. The coding region runs from base 636 to 1244 and encodes 202 amino acids. The transcript is spliced from 7 exons.